This is a messenger RNA of Globicephala melas (long-finned pilot whale), 3021 nucleotides long. The record is from RefSeq and is a predicted model, not a curated record. NCBI's taxonomy places the organism in Eukaryota, Metazoa, Chordata, Mammalia, Artiodactyla, Delphinidae.
CGCCGCCAUCUUGGACCGGGCCCGGUCAGCUUCCGCGGAGCCAUCGGCAGACGCCGCGGCCUCCCUUGAGCCCCGACCCCCGUCGUCAGAACAACCCCGGGCCCACUUCCCCCCACCCCACUUCCGCUUCGCGCCGCUAUCGCGAUAGCGCCCGGGCCCGGGGCGCGAGAAAAAGGCGGCGGGCGCUCGCCUCCCCCGCCUGUCGCGAUACGCUCCUCAGCGGCGGCGCCAGCUCCUGUGCGUCCUUCUCCAAGAGAGUAUGAAGAGAGUGCGUCUGUAGGGCAGGGAAGAUGGCGGACAAGCGCAAACUCCAAGGUGAGAUUGAUCGCUGCCUCAAGAAGGUGUCCGAGGGCGUGGAGCAGUUUGAAGAUAUUUGGCAGAAGCUCCACAAUGCAGCCAACGCGAACCAGAAAGAAAAGUAUGAGGCUGAUCUAAAGAAGGAGAUUAAGAAGCUUCAACGGCUGAGGGACCAGAUCAAGACUUGGGUAGCAUCCAAUGAGAUCAAGGACAAGAGGCAGCUUAUAGACAACCGCAAGCUCAUUGAGACGCAAAUGGAACGGUUCAAAGUUGUGGAGCGAGAGACCAAGACCAAAGCCUAUAGCAAGGAGGGCCUGGGCCUGGCACAGAAGGUGGACCCUGCCCAGAAGGAAAAGGAGGAGGUCGGCCAGUGGCUCACGAAUACCAUCGACACCCUAAACAUGCAGGUGGACCAGUUUGAGAGUGAAGUGGAGUCACUGUCGGUGCAAACACGCAAGAAGAAGGGCGACAAGGAUCAGAAGCAGGACCGGAUCGAGGGCCUGAAGCGGCAUAUCGAGAAGCACCGCUACCACGUGCGCAUGCUGGAGACCAUCCUGCGCAUGCUGGACAAUGACUCCAUCCUCGUGGACGCCAUCCGCAAGAUCAAGGACGACGUCGAGUACUACGUGGACUCGUCCCAGGACCCCGACUUUGAGGAGAACGAGUUCCUCUACGACGACCUGGACCUCGAGGACAUUCCACAGGCGCUGGUCGCCACCUCCCCGCCCAGCCACAGUCACAUGGAGGAUGAGAUCUUCAACCAGUCAAGCAGCACACCCACUUCGACCACCUCCAGCUCGCCCAUCCCGCCCAGCCCGGCCAACUGCACCACGGAAAACUCUGAAGAUGACAAGAAGAGGGGACGCUCGACGGAUAGUGAAAUCAGCCAGUCUCCAGCCAAAAACGGCUCCAAGCCUGUCCACAGCAGCCAGCACCCUCAGUCCCCAGCUGUGCCGCCAAGCUACCCCUCCGGCCCCCCGCCCGCCGCCUCUGCCCUGAGCACCGCCCCUGGCAACAACGGGGCCCCUGCCCCGGCAGCACCCCCAAGCGCCCUGGGCGCCAAGGCCAGCCCAGCUCCCAGCCACAGCUCGGGCACGCCCGCCCCCUACGCCCAGGCUGUGGCCCCGCCAGCUUCCAGUGGGCCCAGCCCCGCGCAGCCCCGGCCCCCCAGCGUGCAGCCCGGCGGAGGCGGAGGUGGAGGCAAGCAGAACGGCGCCACCAGUUACAGCUCAGUAGUGGCAGACAGCCCGGCAGAGGUGGCUCUCAGCAGCGGCGGGGGCAGCAGUGCCAACAGCCAGGCCCUGGGCCCCCCGUCUGGCCCCCACAACCCACCUCCCAGCACCUCGAAGGAACCCAAUGCGACAGCCCCAACGGGGGCUGGGGGCGUGGCCCCAGGCUCAGGGAACAACUCGGGGGGACCCAGUCUCCUGGUGCCACUACCUGUGAACCCUCCCAGCUCCCCGACACCCAGCUUCAGCGAGGCCAAGGCAGCCGGCGCCCUGCUCAAUGGACCUCCACAGUUCAGCGCUGCCCCGGAGAUCAAGGCCCCUGAGCCUCUGAGCUCUUUGAAGUCCAUGGCGGAGCGGGCAGCCAUCAGCUCCGGCAUCGAGGACCCCGUCCCCACGCUGCACCUGACUGAGCGAGACAUCAUCCUGAGCAGCACGUCAGCUCCCCCAGCCUCGGCCCAGCCGGCCCUGCAGCUGUCGGAGGUGAACAUACCGCUGUCACUGGGUGUGUGUCCCCUGGGGCCUGUGCCCCUCACCAAGGAGCAGCUCUACCAGCAGGCCAUGGAAGAGGCCGCCUGGCAUCACAUGCCCCACCCCUCAGACUCUGAGCGCAUCCGGCAGUACCUCCCCCGGAACCCCUGCCCGACGCCCCCCUACCACCACCAGAUGCCGCCCCCGCACUCGGACACUGUGGAGUUCUACCAGCGGCUGUCAACCGAGACGCUCUUCUUCAUCUUCUACUAUCUGGAGGGCACUAAGGCACAGUACUUGGCAGCCAAGGCCCUAAAGAAGCAGUCAUGGCGAUUCCACACCAAGUACAUGAUGUGGUUCCAGAGGCACGAGGAGCCCAAGACCAUCACUGACGAGUUUGAGCAGGUGAGGGCCCCUCCCUGUGCCCUGUCCACUCUGGUCCCGCUGGCUGAGUCCGGGUAGAGUCCCCACUCCACACGCAGACUGGCAGCCCUGCUGCCCGCUCCCUUUGCCACCACCUUCAGCCAGCUCGGUCCCUCAGGCCAUCUGCCUUGCCUGGGACACUGUCCUCUUCCUCACUGGCCAGCUCGCGGUCACCCCAGAGGUCCCAGCCUCCAUGUCCUUCCUCAGAGGAGCCUUCCCCAGGCACACACACAGCCUGUGCCUCCGCCCCUCCUCUGGCACGGUGGGGGGAUGUGGUGUCUCCCACCCAAGACCAUGGGCUGCACUGCUCGGGGACCUUGACAGUCCCCAGCACCCAGCAGAGGGGCUCAGCAAACACGGAUGGGGAAGCUCUUUUGUUGUUCUCGUAAUUGAUUGAUUGGGACCUCCCACUUGCAAAACACUCUGGAGCCAGACUACCUGGUUUGGAACCCAGCUCUAGCUGGUGACCGUGGACAAUUCACUUGAACAUCUGUCUCUAUUUCCUUAUCUGUAAAAACGGGGUAACAGCACCUACCUUUAUGCAGUUGUUAUGAGGAUUAAAUGAGUUAAUGGCGUGUAAGUACUAAAUGGUGCCUGCUAUGUA